AUGGAAAUUCAUAUUACUUCAAAGCAACUGGUUAAGCCUUCCUCUUCGAAACUUCAUCUUUUGGAGCCCUUCAAGUUUCCCCUUUUAGACCUACUCGCUCCAAGAAAGUAUACUCCGGGAGUCUUCUUCUACGCUAAACUCAGUGAUUCCGAUAUCGACAGUUCCCAAUUCUCAGAGCAACUAAAACAAUCACUCUCGAAAGCUUUGGCUCAGUUUUACCCUGCUUCUGGUCGGCUACUCAACAGCUCCCCAAUUGGCUGUUCAACUCAACAUCCUCAACUGCGGUGGGAUUGCACUUGCUUUGUGUGCUUUCCACAAGGUCUUCGAAGGAACAACUGUGUCUGCUUUCAUGAACAGUUGGGCAGCUUUCAGUCGUGGCUAAAAUGGGGAAAUACCAAAUCCUGGACUGUUAGGGGCAUCGUCAAUGACGUCCGGCGUAAGAUAACAAGGACUUACGUGUUUGAUGUCAAUGCGAUAUCGACUCUUAAGAUGAAAGCGAAAAGCAAAAGCUUGGAGCAUCCUUCCCGUGUAUUAGUUCUCAGUGCAUUCCUAUGGAAACAUGGCAUCCAGGCAUCUCGAUCAGAGUCAGGAACUCUAAAACCAGCUAUUUUAUGCCAGCCAAUGCAGAUUUUGGGUGGGGAAAGCCCACUCUCAUUAGCACUCCAGCGGUUGAUAACCGUAAUCGAGAUCUGCACAAUUGGUUCUAUAUGA
This is a messenger RNA of Hibiscus syriacus, 711 nucleotides long. RefSeq lists its product as uncharacterized. The transcript has 3 exons. Lineage: Eukaryota; Viridiplantae; Streptophyta; Magnoliopsida; Malvales; Malvaceae. The record is from RefSeq and is a predicted model, not a curated record. Bases 1 to 711 code for a protein of 236 amino acids.